Messenger RNA from Oncorhynchus masou masou (cherry salmon), 3270 nucleotides. It is a transcript of the gene ywhag1, whose product is annotated as 3-monooxygenase/tryptophan 5-monooxygenase activation protein, gamma polypeptide 1. NCBI's taxonomy places the organism in Eukaryota, Metazoa, Chordata, Actinopteri, Salmoniformes, Salmonidae. Gene Ontology annotation, cellular component: cytoplasm. Gene Ontology annotation, molecular function: protein kinase C binding. Bases 173 to 916 code for a protein of 247 amino acids. Gene Ontology annotation, biological process: intracellular protein localization; signal transduction. The record is from RefSeq and is a predicted model, not a curated record. The transcript has 2 exons.
CCAGGGAAAGUGGUAAGGAGGGGGAGGGGGUGUCCCGUCUGCACCCGCAGACAGCAGACAGCAGCUGCAGCAAGAGGACCUCUGGUAACGUUCACUGCAUUGCUGAGAGUGACAUAUUAUACCAUUUAAACUUUACCAAUUCUAGAAUAACAUUGUAUUAACGACAGCUAAAAUGGUUGAUCGCGAGCAACUGGUGCAGAAAGCCAGGCUGGCCGAACAGGCUGAAAGAUAUGAUGAUAUGGCAGCAGCCAUGAAAUCGGUGACAGAGUUGAAUGAGGCCUUGUCCAAUGAGGAGAGGAACCUGCUCUCUGUGGCCUAUAAGAAUGUGGUAGGGGCACGGCGCUCGUCCUGGCGUGUCAUCUCCAGCAUCGAGCAGAAGACCUCGGCGGACGGCAACGAGAAGAAGAUGGAGAUGGUGCGUGCGUACCGCGAGAAGAUCGAGAAGGAGCUGGAGACCGUGUGUCGGGACGUGCUCAACCUCCUGGACAACUUCCUGAUCAAGAACUGCAACGAGACGCAGCACGAGAGCAAGGUGUUUUACCUGAAGAUGAAGGGCGACUACUACCGCUACCUGGCCGAGGUGGCCACGGGCGAGAAGAGGGUCGGCGUGGUGGAGUCCUCUGAGAAGUCCUACAGCGAGGCCCAUGAGAUCAGCAAGGAGCACAUGCAGCCCACCCACCCUAUCCGCCUGGGUCUGGCCCUCAACUACUCCGUGUUCUACUACGAGAUCCAAAAUGCACCUGAGCAGGCCUGCCACUUGGCCAAGACCGCCUUCGAUGACGCCAUCGCUGAGCUGGACACCCUGAACGAAGACUCCUACAAAGACUCUACCCUCAUCAUGCAGCUGCUACGAGACAACUUGACACUCUGGACCAGCGACCAGCAGGAUGACGAGGGUGGUGAGACCAACAACUAGAGAGUCCCGAAAGAGACUCCCGUGUCCUGUUUCAGCCAAUACACACAACACCCCGCUCCCUCACAAAUCACAACAAAAUAUGAAACCAGUUCUUAGAAAUAAAUGAUUUGGCUGGUGGAACUUUGGCAGCCACUUUUGCCGUUGAUGAUACUACUGCAGUUCUUCAUUUGUACACAAAUUUAAAAAGUUAAGAAAAAAUUGAAAGAGGAGUAGGAAGGGAGAUGAUUUUAGUUUUUAGUAUAGUUAAAAAAUAAAUAGUUGAACCCCUUCCUUCUUGAUUACCUCUGCGACAUUUGCCAAACCACUUAAGAGGAAGAAGUUCUGUAUCUCAAACAUUCAGUCAGGAAGUAGAGUCUGGCUAUUUGGUUAGAAAUGACACCCUCAUACUGGCAUAAAGACUGUUCUUAAGGCACUAAAUGAAAUGGAGCUUCUUAUUUAACUGAUGUGGUGAGGGAGGAGGAGCAUUCAAAAUCGUAAGGGGAGAUAGAAGCUUGUGCAAAAAAAACAAACUUGAAUGUCAUCGCCUCGCAAAAAGAAAGAGUUGCAAAUAGGUUCCAGAGGGGGAUCGUACCUCUAGCUAACCACUUCAGACUUACCAACAUGGAAUCUAAAAGGUGUGCAUCACCCUGUAAUGGUAAUCGUUGUGUGAAAGCAGGUAUCCUCUGUGAUUAUUGAACAUACAUAACCAAUGUUUUGUUCCCAUGAUGUCAGGAAUGUGUUUGUACUCAGUCACAGACUAUAUUACUGUAACUAAAGUAGUAAAUACACUGCCAGUGCAGCCCUCUAAUGCGCUGAUAUGCUAUACAUACAUAAACAUUUUCAAGCACCUGGUUAUUAUUAUUAUUAUUAUUACUCUCCCCUUACCUAGGUUGUCAAGGUUGCCAUAUUAAUAGAAUAUGAAACUAUGCUAAUACAAAGAAAAUCACUAAAACAAAAAAACAAAACAAAAUCGUGCAGAGGAGAUCAUUUGAUAUUGUAAGACAACAGAAUAUUUUGUCCUAAAUUACGGUAUAUUCAUGUUUACAACAAUCUUGGAUCCAUGACACUGAGUUGACUGGAACCACAUACUCAGUGGACAAAAUACACAUUACCUGGGCUGUAUGGACACGCCUGGUGCCCAAAACUGAUGACGUAUGUCACACAGCUGUGAGUGGAGAUGAAUGGAUUCGGUACUGACAGUCAGUCAGCCAUCCUGAUGAGCCCUUCCCAGCUAGCUAGUUUAUGCUGGUUAGCUGGCAACAACAGCAGCAUGGCACUAGUUAUAGUUAAAAGAAAGUGCUUUUUAUUUCCACGGACGAAAUAACUUGUAGAUUGGUCACCAUCUGGAUGUCACCGUGACAUGCCAAUUAGCUAACGUAACGGCAAGCCGGAGUGAAUGACCAGUGCAAUAGUGUUGUAUCGAGGUACUUCCCAUUUCCCACUGUUGCUUCCCACUGGGCAGCAGUUGCUUCACCAGGCAGCUGUAACACAUUUUCCCUGGCGGUAGCUAUUUGUUUCAUCCCACUUCAUUAUAUUUAGAGUAGGAUAGCAGCCUACACGAGAAAUAACUUGUAAUAUUGGUAGUAUAGUAACCAUCUGGAUGUCACCGUGAUACAGUCUUCUGCUCAAUGGGGCACAGUGUGUCCUUCACCCCACUUGCUGACCACUGCUAUCCUGCUGUAAGGUGAGGAAAGUAGCUAGAUAGUUUAGCCAAUAUCAGGCCGGGUGACAACUAAAGCACAGUUAUUGUAAUGAUUUUAACCGAACCAAAUAUUUCCGUUAAAAACAGAAUGAUUCUGAACACUCUCAAGUCCCAGCUUUGGCAGACAAGUUAAAAAUUCUGUCUGAAGUUUCUAGCAACAAGCAUAAACUAGCUAGCUGGGAAAAGCUCAUUAAGAUGCCUGACUGAAAUGACUGGACCGAAUCCGUUUGUUCCCACUCAACUCUCGCUGCCUGACAGUUUUGAGCACAAGGAAUGUGCAUAUAGUCUCUCCCAAUCUAAAAGCAUAUUUGAGGUUUGUGGAUUUUCUUUUUGUGUUAACUUUUUUAAUUGUCAAGAAAUGCACUUGCCUAUUAAACUGUUUCUUCAGUGUAAGACGAUAACUGCUCCAAUAUUCUCGAUAAUAUAAUAUUGUGCAUGCUGGUGAUGUAUUUAUAUACAGUAGCUUGACUUUAUUAUUAUUAACCUAUACUGUGGAUGUUACGUAUUCAUAUGAACAUGAAAUGACUAGACUUCAGUCUGAUUUAUUUUCUAUUUAUACUUUAUAUUGGAUUGUUGACAUUUUAUUUGAAUCUGUGUUUCCUUUACUCCAUUUGCUGAAAGUACGCUAUGCCAAAACAAUGAUUGUUAACAAUAAAUUGAUCUGUAAUGGACA